CAAGGACAGACCCGUACGCGGAGCCACGAAGACGAUUAGCUGCAUACGUAUCUACGGUCAUAUUAAAUAUUUCAUACAAAAUGAGACCAAUCCUCCUCCAGGGUCAUGAACGAUCCUUGACCCAGAUCAAAUUCUCGCGGGACGGCGAUUUGCUUUUCUCGGUAGCUAAGGAUAAGAACAUCUGUGUCUGGUACUAUGCGAACGGCGAGCGACUAGGCACCUACUCCGGCCAUCAGGGUGCGCUAUGGACCAUUGACCCAAGCCCCAACACUGUACUGCUCGCCUCGGGAGCGGCAGAUAACACCGUUAAGCUAUGGAACAUCAAGACCGGCGAGUGCGUUAAGACAUGGGACUUUCCUACGGCCGUGAAGCGGGUUGAGUUUUCUGCCGAUGGAUCGAAGCUGUUGGCGGUUACCGAGAAGCGAAUGGGCUACCUGGGCACCAUCGUUGUUUUUGAUAUUGCAUACGGAGACGGUGAGGGGAACAACCUGCACGAGCAGGCCGACGAACCCGUCUUGAAAAUCACUUGCGAGGAGAGCAAGGCCACCGUUGCUGGCUGGAGUUACCUGGCGAAAUACAUUAUUGCUGGACACGAGGACGGAAGCAUCAGCCAAUACGACGCAAAGACUGGCGAUCAGCUAGAAAACGUCCAGGCACACGAGCUCGACUGCAAGAUCACUGAUCUCCAGUUCUCCGCUGACAGGACCUAUUUCAUCACCGCCUGCUCUGACAAAUCGGCCAAGAUCCUCUCAUCAAGCACCCUCGAAAUCCUCAAGACCUACACUGCCGAUACCCCUCUCAACACAGCAGCCAUAACAGCAAAGAAGGACUUCGUCGUUCUUGGUGGUGGCCAGGCUGCCAUGGACGUGACCACCACCUCCGCCAGACAAGGAAAGUUCGAGGCCCGAUUCUACCACAAAAUAUUCGAGGACGAGAUCGGUCGUGUCAGGGGCCACUUCGGUCCCCUGAACACGAUCGCCGUCCACCCUGCUGGCGUUGGCUAUGCGUCUGGCGGAGAAGACGGAUACGUCCGUGUUCAUCAUUUUGACAAGUCCUAUUUCGAUUUUAUGUAUGAGGUUGAAAGGGAGCAGUUGAGGAAGUGAUUGUUGUUUUCUAUCUGUUUUUUUAUCCGCCCCCCCCUCCUCCCUUCCCUUUCGCUCAAAGAUCUGUUAUUCGGUUGGGUUGUUUAAUGCCUCUUGAUGAUAAUUAUAUUCUUUUUUUUUUUUUUUCUCCUUUCUUCCCUCUCCAUGUUUCCCCCUUUUCUUUGAUCUCGUUCCAAAAUCCUGCAGCUGCAUUGCAUGAGUUCGUCUUUACCACGGUGUUGUGUUCAUUGUCCCUGUUUUAUCUUGACAAAACAAGAAGCGAGAAGCAGAGAGAAAAAAGAAACGGAAUAAAAGAGUAGGAGGAGUAGGCGGUUCUAGAAGGGAUGAUGGGAUGGUCUUCUGGUCUCCUGGUAUGCUGAUUGCCGUGUCCUUUGCUCCUUUUUCUGCUGUUUUGUGCCUUGUUGGAAGCUGGUUCUGGUACUUACUUACGAGACUUGAGGGCCCUUGCAGGCUGGCGAGCUGGAUAGAGAAAUGCAAAGAGCAAAUGAUUCAUGACCAGACAUAAAAAGACUGCAAGUAUCCAUCCCUAUCCUUAAAUCUCAACUCUUCUUCUUUUCUCAUCGUUUUUCUCUCCCCAUCGUCAUCGUCUCCCUCUCUGAUACCACUGAUACCCAACCCGCCGUUUCGAACCGCCCGCCCUAACG
This is a messenger RNA of Trichophyton rubrum CBS 118892, 1747 nucleotides long. Its product is annotated as eukaryotic translation initiation factor 3 subunit I. Gene Ontology annotation, cellular component: eukaryotic translation initiation factor 3 complex, eIF3m; cytoplasm. The record is from RefSeq and is a predicted model, not a curated record. Lineage: Eukaryota; Fungi; Ascomycota; Eurotiomycetes; Onygenales; Arthrodermataceae. The coding region runs from base 81 to 1103 and encodes 340 amino acids. The transcript has 4 exons. Gene Ontology annotation, molecular function: translation initiation factor activity; RNA binding; protein binding. Gene Ontology annotation, biological process: cytoplasmic translational initiation.